AUGCGUGUCCGAGCGCUUUCAGCUAGGCCCCUACAGAAAACUUGCUCAAACCUCAAGAUGAGUUUAUUUGGAUCUCCUAAGUUAUUCGGGUUUUCACAACCGACGACAAGCGCUGUUAGUGCAGCUCCAACUCUUGGUUUCGGAUUACAGCCAUCACUUGCCAGUACAACGACACCAUUUGGAAACUUUGGUUUGGGGUCUACUGUUUCAACUAUGAGUUCUGGAUUGUUUCAAGCUGCAGCGGCAAAAACAACCAAUACAACCUUCCCUGGAUUUGGACAAAAUUCAACUCCUUUUCAAGGAUUUAACCUAAACACUCCGAAAACAUCCACUGGGUUGUUUGGUUCUACUUUUUGUGCUCCCACCACUAGUACUCAGAUGGGUUUAAAUCUAUUCGGAUCACAGUUUGGUCAACAAGCGUCUCAGAAUACUGGAUUUAGCUUCACACAACCAACUCAAAGUUUGUUCAACAUCCCAAAAACGCAAGGUUUCGGUUUUGAUCAAAGUCUUCCUGUAACUGCUCAGCAGCAACAACAACAGCUACAAGUUGCACAACAGAAUACAGUGGAUGCUUUUUUUGCUUCUCUAUCUCAGCCUAUGCUAUUUGGUGAUGAACGUGAUGCAGUUAUAGCACGUUGGAAUCAACUACAAGCAAUGUGGGGUACUGGUAUUGGUUACAGUGCUGUAGGUAUGGUGAAUUAUACGCCAGAGAAUACAUUUGCUCGAUUAAAAUCUAUUGGAUACAAUGUUUUGCCUACAAGUACUGAUGCUGAUGGACUUGUUUGUUUAUAUAUUGGUCGUCCAUUCUCUGAAGUUACAAAUCAACGUCAAGCUGUACAAGAUAUUUUAUUCAGACUAUUAGGUGGUCGUCCUAAUUUACAGCUGAUGGUGGAAGAAAUUCGUCCAUGUGCUGAAGCUGAAGAUAGUACUGAGGUCAUAUUAAAAGUUGUGGAACGAUUAGCCACUGGUACAACAUCGACUAUAUCUGCCACUGAACUUGCAAAGUAUUUAUCAAGUCCAUCAGUUGCGCCGCAACUCCAAUCACAAUUAUGUGUGAACCGUUUAAUUCCGGAAAUAUCUCCAUCUGCUGCGCAGAUAGUUGCAUAUAAUGAGAAUCCACCAGCUGGCUUUGACAGACUAAUAUGGCAACAGGCCUGUCUCGACAAUCCACAUCCUGAUCGUAUGAUCCCAAUUCCAUUUAUUGGAUUUCCUGAUUUGAAGCGACGUAAAUGCGAUCAACUUGCAUACGGUGAACAGCAGAGCAGUAUGAUUAAGUAUAUCACUGAGUUAGUGUCUAAACUACGCACUGGUCAACUUGUUAUGUCACAACGACUCAUUCAAUUAAAACGUAAACAAAUUGAAUUAAGUCAUAGAGUAUUGAAAGUUCUCAAGCACCAAGAAGUGCAUAGACGAUGUGGAUUUGCUAUAAGUGUCGAAGAAGAGGGAAUGCGUUGUGAGCUUGAAAGAAUUUGGUCAGAACUUGUCGCUCCAAGAGGUUUACGUAUUCGUUUUCAAGAAGCAUUAUCUACACUUCGUAAUUCUUCUGAGUUUAACAAAAGAGAUAAAGAAAAUGUUGGAUCGGUUUAUAAAGGUGUUCAUUCAUUGGAAUCUGGAGAUGGUUAUCCGUCAACAUGGAGUUUAGAUCCGGAUUCGUUAAAUGAACUGAAAGAGUAUUUAACUCAACGCCAUAAUGGUAUUCGUGAAAUGCAACGACUUAUCACUGAAAUGACAAACAAUUUAAAAGUUAUGGAAGAUAAUCCAAUAACUAAUAUCAAUCCAUCUGUACAUAAAUCACCAUUUGUAAACUCCCCUCCGAUUGGUGGGGUGCACAAGGUGUCAUUCGCAGUUAAUUCUCGUAUUGUUCAUUGA
Messenger RNA from Schistosoma intercalatum, 1869 nucleotides. NCBI's taxonomy places the organism in Eukaryota, Metazoa, Platyhelminthes, Trematoda, Strigeidida, Schistosomatidae. The record is from the annotation of a GenBank genome assembly.